CCUGGGCGGCGAGCAAGGGGAGGGCCGCGAGUCGCCCGUGACCCGAGCAUGGGACGGCGCGCCUGAAGGAGCAGGGGUGAGGAAGGGGCCUGGGACCCCGAAAGGAAAGAGAGUCGGGGCACGUGAGCCACGGAGGAGAUGCAACUGACACGCUGCUGCUUCGUGUUCCUAGUGCAGGGCAGCCUCUAUCUGGUCAUCUGUGGCCAAGAUGAUGGUCCCCCGGGUGCAGACGACCCUGAGCGUGAUGACCGCGAGAGCCAGGCCCGGCCCCGGAUGCCUCGGAAGCGGGGCCACCUCUCCCCUAAGUCCCGCUCUAUGGCCAAUGUCACCCUCUUAGGGCUCCUGGCUCCACCUGGGGAGGCAUGGGGGAGCCUAGGGCAGCCCCCCAGCCGUCCAAACCACAGUCCCCCACCCUCGGCCAAGGUGAAGAAAAUCUUUGGCUGGGGCGACUUCUACUCCAACAUCAAGACGGUAGCGCUGAACCUGCUGGUCACUGGGAAGAUCGUGGACCACGGCAACGGGACCUUCAGCGUCCACUUCCGGCACAACGCCACGGGCCAGGGCAACAUCUCCAUCAGCCUGGUGCCCCCCAGUAAAGCCGUCGAGUUCCACCAGGAGCAGCAGAUCUUCAUCGAAGCCAAGGCCUCCAAAAUCUUCAACUGCCGGAUGGAAUGGGAGAAGGUGGAGCGGGGCCGCCGGACCUCGCUGUGCACCCACGACCCGGCCAAGACCUGCUCCCGAGACCACGCGCAGAGCUCGGCCACCUGGAGCUGCUCCCAGCCCUUCAAGGUCGUCUGCGUCUACAUCGCCUUCUACAGCACGGACUACAGGCUGGUCCAGAAGGUGUGUCCCGAUUACAACUACCACAGCGAUACCCCCUACUACCCCUCCGGGUGACCCGGGGCAGGCCACGGCGGCCAUGGCGGUCAGGGCUGGGAGGACAGUCUGCCCGGCAGGAGGCCAUUCGUCUGGACAUGGGCAGGGCAGGGGAGGACCUCAGGCAGGGAGGGGGUGGACAGGAGAGGUCAUGUGGGGCCGGGACCAAGGCUCAAGUGGCCCCGGAGGGCCCCAGGUGCUGGCCGGGCCUGAGGCGGCGGCCCCGGGGGGCAGGAGCUCUGAAGGAGUUCCCUGUGCGGCUUUAUGGGACUGGCGCACCCAGCGGCGGGCGGGCAGAUGCUGGGCCCCCAGGCCCUUGGGUAGACAGACCAGGGUGACCCAGGUAAAGUCACCGGGAGGAGCUACAACCUGGGCUCCCUCCCUGCCAUCCUGAGAAGGGACGCAGCAAGGAGAAGGGGGUUUCGUCAGCCUGGACACCAACUAGGCGCCGAAGCUGGGCUUUCUGGGAGCCGCCCUUGGGGUGGCAACGGGAAGAACUCUGCCGCCCUCCCACCGGGCAGCCCUCAGUCUCUUGUCCUGGAGGGGGGCUGAGACUCCAGCGCUGUCCCACGAGUCACUGAUGUCUUGGCAACUAGACCCCUGCCUCUAGCCAGGCCACCCCUUUCCAGAAGUCCCUCUCAUGCCAUCGCCCCCCACCUCUACCCACCCUGGAGCUGGCAGGACACUGUCCUGAGACGCAGGACGGUGGUGGGUCUCCCAGCGCCACAGCCACGGGGAUGCGCCCGUGUGCUGCCCCCUGCUGGCUCCUCCUGACCGCCCUUGUCCAGUGCGUCUCCCGUCAGGGCCUGGCUCGCCCAGGGGAGACGGUGCCUCCCUCGGGGCCCCGGGGCCUGGCAACUUAGAGCGGAGCGGCCACUGUGGAGGGGGAGCUGGCCCUGUUCUAUAGUGUCUGUCUGUGAUGGGGGAGUGG
This is a messenger RNA of Condylura cristata (star-nosed mole), 1807 nucleotides long. It is a transcript of the gene NXPH3, whose product is annotated as neurexophilin 3. The transcript is spliced from 2 exons. The coding region runs from base 139 to 897 and encodes 252 amino acids. Gene Ontology annotation, molecular function: signaling receptor binding. The record is from RefSeq and is a predicted model, not a curated record. NCBI's taxonomy places the organism in Eukaryota, Metazoa, Chordata, Mammalia, Eulipotyphla, Talpidae.